Messenger RNA from Thecamonas trahens ATCC 50062, 3504 nucleotides. Its product is annotated as leucine Rich Repeat family protein. The record is from RefSeq and is a predicted model, not a curated record. Lineage: Eukaryota; Apusomonadida; Apusomonadidae. The transcript is spliced from 2 exons. Gene Ontology annotation, molecular function: protein binding. Bases 1 to 3504 code for a protein of 1167 amino acids.
AUGUGCCCCAACCUCACAACCCUCGACUUGAACAACUGCUCCAACAUCACCGAUGCGGCAGUGAUCGCCCUCGCCGGUGGCUGCCCCAACCUCACAAGCCUCUACUUGGAAAACUGCUCCGACAUCACCGAUGCGGCAGUGGUCGCCCUCGCCGGUGGCUGCCCCAACCUCACAAGCCUCUACUUGGAAAACUGCUCCGACAUCACCGAUGCGGCAGUGAUCGCCCUCGCCGGUGGCUGCCCCAACCUCACAACCCUCGACUUGAACAACUGCUCCGACAUCACUGAUGCGGCAGUGGUCGCCCUCGCCGGUGGCUGCCCCAACCUCACAACCCUCUACUUGUCCUCCUGCUCCAACAUCACCGAUGCGGCAGUGGUCGCCCUCGCCGGUGGCUGCCCCAACCUCACAACCCUCUACUUGAGCUACUGCUCCAACAUCACUGAUGCGGCAGUGGUCGCCCUCGCCGGUGGCUGCCCCAACCUCACAACCCUCUACUUGUCCUCCUGCUCCAACAUCACCGAUGCGGCAGUGAUCGCCCUCGCCGGUGGCUGCCCCAACCUCACAACCCUCAACUUGUACAACUGCUCCAACAUCACCGAUGCGGCAGUGAUCGCCCUCGCCGAUGGCUGCCCCAACCUCACAACCCUCUACUUCCUCAAGUUGUCCUCCUGCUCCGACAUCACCGAUGCGGCAGUGAUCGCCCUCGCCGGUGGCUGCCCCAACCUCACAAGCCUCUACUUGGAAAACUGCUCCGACAUCACCGAUGCGGCAGUGAUCGCCCUCGCCGGUGGCUGCCCCAACCUCACAACCCUCGACUUGAACAACUGCUCCGACAUCACUGAUGCGGCAGUGAUCGCCCUCGCCGGUGGCUGCCCCAACCUCACAACCCUCUACUUGUCCUCCUGCUCCAACAUCACCGAUGCGGCAGUGAUCGCCCUCACCGGUGGUUGCCCCAACCUCACAAGCCUCUACUUGGAAAACUGCUCCGACAUCACCGAUGCAGCAGUGGUCGCCCUCGCCGAUGGCUGCCCCAACCUCACAACCCUCGACUUGAACAACUGCUCCGACAUCACCGAUGCGGCAGUGGUCGCCCUCGCCGGUGGCUGCCCCAACCUCACAACCCUCGACUUGAACAACUGCUCCAACAUCACCGAUGCGGCAGUGGUUGCCCUCGCCGGUGGCUGCCCCAACCUCACAAGCCUCAAGUUGUCCUCCUGCUCCGACAUCACCGAUGCGGCAGUGAUCGCCCUCGCCGGUGGCUGCCCCAACCUCACAACCCUCUACUUGUCCUCCUGCUCCAACAUCACCGAUGCGGCAGUGAUCGCCCUCACCGGUGGCUGCCCCAACCUCACAACCCUCGACUUGAACAACUGCUCCAACAUCACCGAUGCGGCAGUGAUCGCCCUCGCCGGUGGCUGCCCCAACCUCACAAGCCUCAAGUUGUCCUCCUGCUCCGACAUCACCGAUGCGGCAGUGAUCGCCCUCGCCGGUGGCUGCCCCAACCUCACAACCCUCUACUUGUCCUCCUGCUCCAACAUCACCGAUGCGGCAGUGGUUGCCCUCACCGGUGGCUGCCCCAACCUCACAACCCUCGACUUGAACAACUGCUCCAACAUCACCGAUGCGGCAGUGGUUGCCCUCGCCGAUGGCUGCCCCAACCUCACAAGCCUCUACUUGGAAAACUGCUCCAACAUCACCGAUGCGGCAGUGGUUGCCCUCGCCGAUGGCUGCCCCAACCUCACAAGCCUCAAGUUGUCCUCCUGCUCCGACAUCACCGAUGCGGCAGUGAUCGCCCUCGCCGGUGGCUGCCCCAACCUCACAACCCUCGACUUGAACAACUGCUCCGACAUCACCGAUGCGGCAGUGAUCGCCCUCGCCGGUGGCUGCCCCAACCUCACAAGCCUCUACUUGAACAACUGCUCCAACAUCACUGAUGCGGCAGUGAUCGCCCUCGCCGGUGGCUGCCCCAACCUCACAAGCCUCUACUUGAACAACUGCUCCAACAUCACUGAUGCGGCAGUGGUCGCCCUCGCCGGUGGCUGCCCCAACCUCACAAGCCUCAAGUUGUCCUCCUGCUCCAACAUCACUGAUGCGGCAGUGGUCGCCCUCGCCGGUGGCUGCCCCAACCUCACAACCCUCAUCUUGGACUACUGCUCCAAGGUUACCCUCGACUUGCGUCGCGCGCGCACUGCCAUCGUCCAACCAGACUUCCUUGCAUCGCAGCACGCCCGUGCUCUGCUUGACGUUGCUCAGGCCCAGCCCCAUCCGGUGCAUGCCAUAGACCGCUGCAACCUCCUCUCCCUCAGCGCGCUCAACACGCUGCUUGCCAACGGCGCAGACCUCUACGAUCUCGAUGAUGACAACAAGCACGCGUACGUGCACUCGCCCGCAUCCUCUGCGCCGGUCUUUGUCGGCCUCAUGAUCGAGUCGCUGCGGGCCAACGCAGACGGCGCCACCAAGCUCGCCAACGGCAUCAACAAGGCCACCGUCGCCCUCUUUGUCGUCCUCCGCGCCUCACCGACCGUUCCGAUCUCAGCCGACAUCGUCUCCGAGCUCGUCACCGCUGGUGCAGACGUCAACGCUGUUGAACCCACGUUCAAUACGCCCGUCAUUCAUGUCGCGGCUGCCAACACGGAGCACGGUGCCCUCAAGGCUCUCCUCGAGGCAGUCGCCGCCCUCGACAUCUUCCUCGACCAAUCUGCCGUCGACGGAAACGGCGCCACUGUGCUCGACACCAUUAUCGCCGCGAACCAGCUGACAGCUGAGCGUAUGGCCGAGCUGGGCGGAGUUGGUCUCGAUCCCUUCAUGCUGCAGCCGGACAACACGCACGUGUACGUAGCUGCUCCCGCGGAGCGAUCUGCAGCGUUCUCAUCUGCGAUGGUCGCCUGGAUCCGCGAGCAUGGCGACGGCGCCACCGAGCUCACCAACGGCAUCAACAAGGCCACUCUCGCCCUCUUUGUCGUCCUCCGCGCCUCACCGACCGUCCCGUACUCCAUCCCUGUCUUUGCCUUCCUCAUUCACUCCGGCGCCGACAUCAAUGCCCUCGAGCCCAUCGCUGGUCUCCGCCCGCUCCACAUCGCUGUGCUCUUGUCCAACGUCUUGGCCACCAUGGCACUGCUUGCAGCCGGCGCCGAUGUGUGGGCACCGAAUCACAUCGGUGUUCCCCCGCUCUCCACCGCAGCGAUCGAACUCGCCGAGCCGAAGAGUCGGGAGGUCUACAACCUUGUCACGGGAACCAUCCCUGUCCCCGCAGCCGUCGACGAUUUUGUCCAAGAGGCCAUCGCCGCGGGUGGUGUCGUUGAUCGGCCCGCCGCAUCUGGCAACCGGCCUCGAUCACGCGUUGACGAGCUGGAAGCUGAGCUGUCUGCGACCAGAGACGAGCUGGCUCUGAUGCAGGACAAGCUGACCGUCGCCGAGGGUGACAUCCGGGCUCUCCGCGACGACCGCGUCAAGCUCAUCCAGCACUUUGACGAGGCCGUCGCCAACUUCCAAGCACGCCGCUAG